UAUAAAUCACGUGACAGGUGAAUUUCAAACAAACAUCAUAGCGGCUUUUCGAAAGCUCGUCACGUCAAUAUCCAGCAGCACAUCGGUAGUUUGCUAUUAUGAGACCCUAACGCUACGACUUCUUCACAGCCAUAAGAUCAAGCAAAGGUGCGGAAGGGCUUUCCCAUUUCACUUGUCCAUACACUGAGGUGUCUAAUGGCCUACAGCUCAGGGCUGUCCAUAUGAGAAGUGAAUCUGAGAAGAGAAGGGCAGACACUUAAAGAGAGAGAAGAGUUUCCCACAGAGCAUGGCCUCUGCCAAAGAAGAUGGCGUGGAUGAAAGAAUGGUGGACAUUAAAGAAGAGGAUUGUGAGCGGCUCACACCAGAGGAUGUGUGUGUGAAGCUGGAGUAUCAUGAAGAAAGAAUUUCAGUUUUUAAAAAGGAGGAGGAGUGCAUGGGGGUGACUGCUUCCAUUAAAGCUGAGGACUUUAAUGAUUUCUCCAUUGGUCUUAAACUUCAAAAGCAUGAAACAGAGGAUAUUUUCAAGCAAGAUGCCUGUGAAGAAUCUCCAACCAGUUUGCAGCCCUGGUCCACUAAUACGGGACGACUGGCUAGGCAGGAGAAUUCUGCAGAGCUGAAAUCGGAGUUAUCAGAGUCUGAAGAGAAAAUCACUGAGGGAAAUGGGAGAGAAGGAGAAGAGUCACCUGGGAGUGUCAGAAUAAAUUUACAGACGAAUGACAGCUUGUCUCCACCUUCAUUUGGUCAGCACUUUCUUCAGUACAAAGAGAAAGGUUUGAAGAAAUCAGCAAGAGGAUCAGAGAACCUGACAGCAGGCUUUUUGCAGUGCAGUUCUUUCCCUGCUGCUGGAGUAACACAGACAGAAGCCAUCAAAACUGAUCGACAGCAAGUGGAGAAAGAAAUCCAAAUUCAUUCUGGAAAAAAAUGUUUGGAAUUUGGCAAGCAAUUCACACAAAAUAAUGAUCUUAAUGAGCAUAUGAAGAUUCACACAGGAGAAAACAUACAUUGUUGUCAUGAAUGUGGUAAGUCGUUCUCUAGGAGAAGCCAUCUACAGAGUCACAGAAGAAUCCACACAGGAGAAAAACCUCAUUGCUGUUCAGAAUGUGGUAAGUCAUUCUCACAUCUAUGCAAUCUUCAGACACACAGAAGAAUCCACACAGGAGAAAAACCUCAUUGCUGUUCAGAGUGUGGCAAGUCAUUCUCAACGAGUAGCUACCUUCAGACGCACAGAAGAAUCCACACAGGAGAAAAACCACAUUGCUGUCCAGAGUGUGGUAAGUCAUUCUCAACGAGUAGCUAUCUUCAUACGCACAGAAGAAUUCACACAGGUGAAAAACCUCAUUGCUGUUCAGAAUGUGGUAAGUCAUUCUUACAUAUAAGCAAUCUUCUGACGCACAGAAGAGUCCACUCAGGAGAAAAACUUCAUUGCUGUCCAGAGUGUGGUAAGUCGUUCUCAACAAUUAGCUAUCUUCAGACACACAGAAGAAGCCACACAGGAGAAAAACCUUAUUGUUGUCCAGAAUGUGGAAAGUCUUUCCAAAGCAGAAGCAAACUUCAGAACCACAGAAGAAGCCAAAGAGAAGAAAAACGUCAUUGCUGUUCAGAAUGUGGUAAGUCGUUCUCAUAUAUAAGCAAUCUUAAGAGGCACAGAAGAAUCCACACAGGAGAAAAACCCUAUUGUUGCCCAGAAUGUGUCAAGUCAUUCUCAUCGAUAAGCAAUCUUAAGAAGCACAGAAUAAUCCACACAGGAGAAAAACCUCAUUGCUGUCCAGAAUGUGGUAAGUCGUUCUCAAGGAGAAGCCAUCUUCAGAGGCACAGAAGAAUCCACAAAAAUGUGUGCCUCAUUUUUCAAAGGCACACAGAAAUUGAUACGGGUGAGAAGCCAUAUUGCUGUCCUUAAUGUGGAAAAAGGUUUUUCAACAGUAGGUGUUUUCAAGUACACACACAAACUCACACUGAAGAGAAAAUGCAGUAUGUCUGUUCUGAAUAUGGCAAAUGUUGUGCAAACAAGAAAAGUCUUCAGAGACACACCAAAAUCCAUACUGGAGAAAAACAUUUUUGCUGUUGUGACUGGGAGUAACAAUUGUUAGAUUUAAGCUCACUUCAGUGCCACAUCAGAGCUCAUACUGGAGUGAAACCUUAUUGUUGUCCUGAAUGUGAUAAGCAGUUCUCACAACAAAGCACCCUACAGAGUCACAUCAGACUUCACACCGGAGAGAAACCUCACCAUUGCUUGGAAUGUGGCAAACAAUUCUCACGCCUCAAUUCUCUGUAUAAUAAUAGAAGUUUUAUUGGACAGAAGCCUUACAGUUGUACUGAAUGUUGAAUGUGAUUCUCCUAUAAUAGUUUUCUUCACAAUCAUAAAAUAAUUCAUUGUGGUAAGAAAUAACGCUGUUCUGACUGUUGCAAGUUUUUCUCAGAAAGCAGGACUCUCAAGGAUCAUAUGAGAAUUCACUCUGGAGUGAGACCUUAUUGCUGUCCAGAGUGUGGCAAUCGAUUCUCAGUUCAAAGCGCACUUAGGUGCCACAGAAGGAUCCACACUGGAGAGAUGCAGUAAACCUGUUCUGAAUGUGGUAAAGGGUACUCUUCCAGAAAAAGUUUUCAGAGACACACACAAAGUCAUAUUGAAGUAAAGCCUGUCUCAGAAAUGACACAUGAUCUUUCCUUUGGCUCCUCAAUCAAAAAGACAUGAAGAAAAAUCUUCUGAAUGCUUUAAAGGACUCCAGUUGAAAGUAGCUAAUAAGUACAUAAGAAUAGUGGAGAAAACACUGAAAGUGGCAAACAGAUCGUAGAUGUAAGGUCACCUCAGAGCCACAUAUAAAUUCACACUGGAAUAUAACACAUAUUUCACAAACAGCAAGAAUCUUCUUCAACAACUUACAGGUGCAAGAAAAUAAAAAAAAACCUCAUUGUUGUCCUGAAUGUGGUUACCGCUUUUCAGACAGCAGUGGCCUUCAUAUUCAUAAAUGACUGUCUUACUUGUGGUAAGCCUCUUAGCUGUUCUGAAUGUUGAAAGUGGUCCUCCUGUAUCAGCCGUCAUCAGCAGCAUGUAAGAUUUAAUGAAGGACUCAGAAACUGUACUGCCAGGAUGUCAGCCAUACAGGGACAGAUCAUCUCUGCACCAGUGCUGUGACAUCAGAUGGUGAACAAGCAGACAACAGAAUGAGGUAGCAACAGUACUGUGCGGUGAUAACAACUUCAAUAACGGAACACAACUGAAAAAGUUCAAUGUAAUAAUAAAAAAAUGGAGAAGACAAAUCAAAUCCACAGUACAGUGCCAACUACCAGGAGGUGCCACUGCCAACAAGGAAAUAUUUUUGUUUCGGAGCUUUGGAGAUGGGGCCUUAUCUGAGUAGCAAUGAACUUGUACCGUCUAUGGGAUGUCAUCUGAUGGCUGACGCCUGGGCUAAGUGCAGACAGCCGUUCUUAACCCUGAUAAUGAAGAAGUCAUUUAGUGACGUCAGCUGACAGCUAAUGCUGUCCAAUCAUAUACUGGGGAGGGACAGUCGAGGAGGACAGGGGACUAAAAAGAGAGCCGUCACAUGACAGACCAAUGGAGAGGGGCUUUAUAAGACUUUUACACUAAUUUAGGUUAUCAUUUCUAAAUGAUAAGAGUCUUUACAAUCCAAACGCAUUCAUCAGCUGUGUGUCAAGGGUGAGUCCAAAAGUGGGAAUUUAAGAAGAUCGAAAUACAAAUAAAAUGAAAUAUUCAGGGUUCAAAGAGAAAUGUUUAAGACCUGAAGAGGGAGUCACAACAGCAUGCUAGGGUUAGCACGGGGGACCACAGUUGUGAAGAAUAUCAAUUAAUGUAUAGAAGGACUGCGGUGGGCUGGCGCUCUGCACGGGGUUUGUUUCCUGCCUUGUGUCCAGUGUUGACUGAGAUUGGCUCCAUAAGACCCCUGUGACCCUGUAGUCAUGAUAUAGCGUGUUGUAUAAUGGAUAGAUGGAUGUACUGUAUAGAAGGAAUAUUAUUUAUAAUAAUAAUUGUAUUAGAAAUGCAGAACACAGUGAAAAUGAAAUGAACUGAUUUUAUUGUCUGACAUAUAAGAGAAAAAGGGAAGACAAAGCAGAAACACUCAGGGAUCUCUGCUGACCCAGCUGUUUAUUUGAUAAAUUAACCUAAAAAUAUAACGGAUGUCACUUUGCUCCAUGUCGGUAUAUCCUGGGGUGGUGUGUGAAGGACGCGCUACACUCCGAAUGUGUUGGUUCAGGUUUCACUUUGAGUUCAGCACCUUCUUCAUAUCGAAAGCCAAGACAACGUUUCUUCACGUCGAGACUACAAGCUGGAGGCCGCAGGAGCUCAAUAAACUCCAACAGCAGGAUGGACGAUUAGAAAGCUCUGCUCUGAGAGAGUGUCAGCUACACAAAGCUUCGGCUUCAUUUACUUGACAGGAAACUUCAAAAGCAGAAGUGGCCCCAUCUGUACCCCCACCACUGAAGGUCACAUUUGACCCCCUUACUACUCUGCGUUGGUUCACUCUGCUUGGACUUUCAGUAUUUUGUAAGUUUAUGUUUCAUUUUUUGGCCACACUCUUUUUACAUUUCAUGUCAUUGAUGUUCUCAAAUGUGUGAGUAUAGCUUCACUCUUUCAAGGACUUAUCUAAAAAGGGUACAUUGGCCAUGAAAUGCUAGAAGGCAGAAAAAAAUUAAGAGGUGACAUCGAUGAAAUUCGCUCAGUGGCAGAGGUGACGUGGACAAAAUCAGAAAGGACAGCACAGAAAAGGCAGGUACCAACUGGAAACAAAAGAAGAAAGCUGAUUGGUGGAAACAACUGUCAGUCACUCCUGAGUGGACUGUUGAGGACAGCCGUGGCAUGCAGACUUCAGAGUUCAUGUGUUUUUGAUUUCAAAUCUGUGACCAUACACUGAAUAAGUCUGUUAUUUAUCAGUUAGCAUGUUCUGAAACUGUAAUGUCAUCACAAAGAUCAGCAUUUUAUUAAUACAUGAAUUACAUUCCAAUAGGUGGUGCACUGCAGAUGAUAACGCUGAGGUCCACGCCGAUCACUUAUAUUUCCUCCCAGCUUAUUA
Molecule: messenger RNA, 5024 nt
Organism: Erpetoichthys calabaricus (reedfish)
Lineage: Eukaryota; Metazoa; Chordata; Cladistia; Polypteriformes; Polypteridae
Product: zinc finger protein 436-like
Exons: 3
Coding region: 287-1897 (536 amino acids)
Biological process (GO): regulation of transcription by RNA polymerase II
Molecular function (GO): RNA polymerase II cis-regulatory region sequence-specific DNA binding; DNA-binding transcription factor activity
Source: RefSeq, a predicted model, not a curated record